AUGACAGAAGAUCAAAUCACCGGUGUAGUCGCGAAAAAGGAGCAGCCGUCAACACCGAGCUCCUCUGAUAUGCAGUUUUACUAUCAGUAUCUGUAUCCAUACAAAUCGAUUUUUCAAUGGUUGAACCACUCACCCAAGCCUGGUAGAGACAUGAUUAACAGAGAAUUCGCAUUGAAGUUCAGAUCCGGCGCGUACAAGAGAUAUGUCUCCUUUAGUUCUGUUCAAGAGUUCAAGUCGCAAAUUGAGAAAGCCAACCCUGAUAGAUUUGAAAUAGGUGCUGUAUUCAACAGGCCACCUAAGGAAAGGGAUACAAUUUUGAAAACAGAAUUACAGGCUUUGGAAAAAGAACUCGUGUUCGAUAUUGAUAUGGAUGACUACGAUGUUUAUAGAACAUGUUGCUCUGGUGCACAAGUUUGCGACAAGUGCUGGAAAUUCAUUGGUCUAGCAAUGAAAGUGAUGAAUGUGACAUUAACUGAUGAUUUUGGUUACAAUGAUUUCAUGUGGGUAUUUUCUGGUAGACGUGGUGCGCAUUGUUGGGUCAGCGAUAAGCGCGCUCGAGUACUUGGGGAUAUCCACAGGAGAAACGUGAUUGAUUAUCUGAACGUCGUGAAAGAUCGCAAAGGCGAUAAGAGACUAAACCUGAAAAGGCCUUUACACCCUCACUUAGUGCGCUCGUUGGAGAUCUUGAAGCCUCAUUUUGCCGCCAUUAUCCUUGAUGAGCAAAACCCUUGGGAGGAUGACCUAAGAGCUUUCGAUACUCUACUAGGUGGUUUACAUGAUAAACAGCUCAUCGAGGCCUUAAAAGUGCAUUGGACAAAAAAUUCAGGUAGAUCCAGCAGGGAAAAAUGGAAUGACAUUGAUGUGAUAGCAAGUAAAGAGAUUAAGAGCAAUAAAAAGAAUGAAUUUGCCAUAAGAUUACGAGAAUGCAAAGAAGAUUUAGUGAUGGCAACACUUUAUCCGAAAUUAGAUAUCGAAGUUUCUAAAUUGACAAGCCAUUUGUUGAAGUCACCAUUCUGUGUCCAUCCAAACUCAGGAAAAGUUUCUGUUCCGAUUGAUGAAACUUUCAGGCUUGAAGAUGCUCCACGAUUAAUUGACUUACAAAUAGAAAUGGAAAGAAAUAAUAACAAUGUGGAAAAGACGAGCUUGCAGCCGUUUAUCGAGAACUUUCAGAGAUAUACAAAUCAAUUGAUGAAACAGGAACUAGGUUCCAUUAAAAGAGAACGUGUAGAGGAGCAGGAUGCUCUUGACUUCUAG
This is a messenger RNA of Zygotorulaspora mrakii, 1254 nucleotides long. It is a transcript of the gene PRI1, whose product is annotated as DNA primase subunit PRI1. The record is from RefSeq and is a predicted model, not a curated record. NCBI's taxonomy places the organism in Eukaryota, Fungi, Ascomycota, Saccharomycetes, Saccharomycetales, Saccharomycetaceae. Gene Ontology annotation, biological process: DNA replication, synthesis of primer. Gene Ontology annotation, cellular component: alpha DNA polymerase:primase complex. The transcript has a single exon. Bases 1 to 1254 code for a protein of 417 amino acids.